Messenger RNA from Motacilla alba alba, 949 nucleotides. RefSeq names its product cytochrome c oxidase assembly factor 7A. Lineage: Eukaryota; Metazoa; Chordata; Aves; Passeriformes; Motacillidae. Gene Ontology annotation, molecular function: protein binding. The record is from RefSeq and is a predicted model, not a curated record. Gene Ontology annotation, cellular component: mitochondrial intermembrane space. The transcript is spliced from 3 exons. The coding region runs from base 113 to 808 and encodes 231 amino acids.
GGGAUGAGUCCGGGCGGUCGGGGAAGGGGCGGCCCCGGAGGGGCGGUGCCGAAUCGAGCGCUCGGCGCUCUCGGGAGGCACCGCAGCGGCCGCGCCGGGAGCCAGCGCGGCCAUGGCCGGCUUCAUCAACUUCGCGGACGAGGAGGAGGUGCGGGCGUACCUGGAGAACCUGCACGUGGAGUACAGCUACCAGUGCUUCAAGGAGAAGGACCCGGAAGGCUGCCAGCGCUUCGCCGAUUACCUGGACGCCGUGAGGAAGGACUUCGUGGCGGCGGCGCGGGUGCUGCGCGACAACUGCGAGGUGCACGGGCACAGCGAGAGCUGCUACAAACUGGGGGCCUACCAGGCUCUCGGCAAAGGUGGACUCAACCCAGAUUUGAAAGCUGCCUACAAAUCGUUCAUCAAGUCAUGUGAGAAAGGUGGGAAGAAGUCAGCAAAUGCAUGUCACAGCGCUGGGCUGCUGGCCCAGGACGGCAGAGCCAACAAUGAUCAGCGUGACCCUGUUGCUGCUAGAGACUAUUACACAAAAGCCUGUGAUAGCAAUUUUGCUCCCAGCUGCUUCAACCUGAGUGUGAUAUACCUGCAGGGAGCACCUGGGGUCCCCAAGGACAUGAGCAGUGCCUUGAAGUACUCGCUGAAAGGCUGCGAGCUGGGGCACGUGUGGGCUUGUGCCAACGCCAGCCGCAUGUACAAACUGGGAGAUGGCGUUGAGAAGAACGAUGCCAAGGCAGAGGAUCUGAAAAACAGGGCAAAACAAUUGCAUAAAGAACAGAAAGAGGCUGAAAGUUCUCUAACAUUUGGGGAGUAAAACGGGCAGUUGCAGAUAUUAAGACUGGUUUGUAAAUGGCAAGUGAAUUUGUUAUUUAAAUUGUGAGCACACAGUUUUCAUUUAAGUAAAUAUCCUGUAUUUGGAUAUGCAAAUAAAAUUAUAUUUAUAUGGAUAAACAAA